GCUAAGAUAUAUGCUGCUCUUGCUGUUGUUGCUGCAUGGUACAAACUCAUUCUAUGUACCUGGGGUGGCUCCUAUCAACUUCCACCGCAAUGAUCCUGUAGAAAUAAAGGCUGUGAAGCUCACCAGCUCCCGAACGCAGCUGCCCUACGAGUACUACUCACUGCCCUUCUGCCAGCCCAGCAAGAUAACAUACAAGGCUGAGAACCUAGGUGAGGUUCUUCGGGGGGACCGAAUUGUAAACACACCUUUCCAGGUUUCCAUGAAUGUGGAAAAGAAAUGUGAAGUUCUGUGCAACUUUCCCAACAAGCCAGUCACUCUGACAGUGGAGCAGAGCAAGCUGAUUGCCGAGCGCAUCAGGGAGGAUUACUACGUCCACCUCAUUGCUGAUAACCUCCCUGUGGCAACACGGCUGGAGUUUUAUUCCAAUCGUGAGGAAGAGGAGAAGAAGAAGGAGAAGGAUGUGCAGUUCGAGCAUGGAUAUAGGCUUGGGUUUAUGGACGGUAACAAGUUCUACCUGCACAACCACCUUUCCUUCAUCCUUUACUACCACAGAGAGGAUGUGGAAGAGAGCCAAGAGCACACCUACAGGGUGGUGCGCUUUGAGGUGAUCCCCCAAAGCAUUAAACUAGAAGACUUGAAGGCUGAUGAGAAGAGCAUGUGCACCCUGCCCGAAGCCACAGGCUCUGCCCCUCAGGAAAUAGAUCCGACUAAAGAGAACCAGUUGCUCUUCACCUACUCUGUGCACUGGGAGGAAAGUGACAUUAAGUGGGCUUCUCGCUGGGACACCUACCUGACCAUGAGUGAUGUGCAGAUUCACUGGUUUUCUAUCAUUAACUCAGUUGUGGUCGUCUUUUUCCUUUCAGGGAUUCUCAGCAUGAUUAUCAUCCGGACUCUGCGGAAGGACAUUGCCAACUACAACAAGGAGGAUGACAUUGAAGAUACCAUGGAGGAAUCUGGUUGGAAACUUGUGCAUGGAGAUGUCUUCAGGCCUCCACAGUAUCCUAUGAUCCUCAGCUCUCUCCUGGGUUCUGGAAUUCAGCUCUUCUGUAUGAUCCUGAUUGUCAUCUUUGUUGCUAUGCUGGGGAUGCUGUCGCCUUCGAGCCGGGGCGCGCUGAUGACAACAGCCUGCUUCCUCUUCAUGUUCAUGGGGGUUUUUGGUGGAUUCUUUGCUGGCCGCUUAUACCGGACUCUGAAAGGCCAUCGAUGGAAGAAGGGAGCCUUUUGUACAGCGAUGCUGUACCCAGGCGUCGUCUUCGGCAUCUGCUUUGUCCUGAACUGUUUCAUCUGGGGGAAACACUCCUCUGGUGCGGUGCCGUUCCCUACCAUGGUGGCCUUGCUGUGCAUGUGGUUUGGGAUCUCCUUGCCCUUGGUCUACCUGGGUUACUACUUUGGAUUUCGCAAGCAGCCGUAUGACAAUCCUGUACGGACAAAUCAGAUUCCCAGGCAGAUCCCGGAGCAGAGGUGGUAUAUGAAUAAAUUCGUGGGGAUCCUCAUGGCUGGAAUUCUGCCUUUUGGAGCCAUGUUCAUCGAACUGUUCUUCAUUUUCAGUGCAAUCUGGGAGAACCAGUUCUAUUACCUUUUUGGCUUUCUCUUCCUGGUGUUUAUAAUUCUGGUGGUAUCCUGCUCCCAGAUCAGCAUUGUCAUGGUGUACUUCCAGCUCUGUGCUGAGGAUUACCGCUGGUGGUGGAGGACCUUCCUGGUGUCUGGAGGAUCUGCCUUCUAUGUGCUGAUCUAUGCUGUCUUCUACUUUGUGAACAAGCUGGAUAUUGUUGAGUUCAUUCCCUCCUUACUGUACUUUGGCUACACUGCUCUCAUGGUCCUGUCCUUCUGGCUCCUCACGGGCACCAUCGGCUUCUACGCAGCCUACAUGUUUGUCAGGAAGAUUUAUGCUGCUGUGAAAAUAAACAGUCCAAGCCCUCCAGGAUAG
Molecule: messenger RNA, 1927 nt
Organism: Acanthisitta chloris (rifleman)
Lineage: Eukaryota; Metazoa; Chordata; Aves; Passeriformes; Acanthisittidae
Gene: TM9SF4
Product: transmembrane 9 superfamily protein member 4
Exons: 18
Coding region: 11-1927 (638 amino acids)
Biological process (GO): protein localization to membrane
Cellular component (GO): membrane
Source: RefSeq, a predicted model, not a curated record